Messenger RNA from Solanum dulcamara, 2020 nucleotides. RefSeq lists its product as uncharacterized. The transcript has 2 exons. Gene Ontology annotation, molecular function: phosphoglycerate dehydrogenase activity. Lineage: Eukaryota; Viridiplantae; Streptophyta; Magnoliopsida; Solanales; Solanaceae. The record is from RefSeq and is a predicted model, not a curated record. Bases 747 to 1688 code for a protein of 313 amino acids.
UCUAAAAUUACUUGUGUGUUGUGUUUAAUUUCAAGAAUCUUUUAUUUCUGCUGCUAAUUUUGCAAGAUUUUCUUUUUAGUCAAUUUUGAUGCCAUUUCUUAGUUUAGCUAAUUUUGAUGAAAUGUAGAAAAGAUUUCAACUUUGUAUUGACUUUUGGAUUUGUCAUCUAAAAUUACUGGUGGGGUAGUGUUUAAUUUCAAGAAUGUUUGAUUUUUGCUGCUAAUUCAUAGCCUUCUUUGCAAGAUUCUCUUUUUAUUCAAUUUUGAUGCCAUUUUUUUAGUAUAGCUAACUUGUAUGACUAAGUCUCAUAUGAAGUGUUUUUUCAUUGACCUCUUCUAUUUUUUGGGGUCUUUCUAGCCUUCUAGGCAUAAUUAUCUCCAGUAAGUUUGGUUUUUUAGCAGCCUUGACACAAUUUUGCUUGGUUAAAAAUAUAUUUGAUCCUAUAAGAAAGCAUGUAAUUAAAUUUAAUUAUAUGCCCUUCUAGUUAAAAUUCUGUUCCUAAAAUCCUGGUCUCUUUAUUUUCUGGAACCUUUAUAUUGUGUGUGGUUUGUGGAAUAAAAUCUCCCUUUUUGCAUUUCCAUUGUUGUUCUCUCCAUGUUUUGCCUGAAAAAACAUUAAUGUAUGAUUCUCUGAUCAGAGAUAUCUGAUAAUGGAACAGGGUUCUUUUGGCCCACGUUGGUCCCGAUUCAUGGUUCGAUUAUGUCCUUAUAUCGGUGUCUGGUGAAGGAUUCUGUGGAGGAUUAAACAUGGAGAAUGGUCAUGAAUCACUCAGCAAUGGAAAACUGGCUGAUCCUGCUCUCCAAAUUAUUAGGCACCAUUCUUACCAAUCAUCGUGUGGUAAAUUAUCGUUAUCUUGGUUAGAUAUAAGAGUUUUCUAUAUUAGAGUCAGCAAUUUUAUGGUUGAUGAUUCCACCCCGGAAUAUCUUACUCUCAACCACAUUCCUCUAAGUCCCGAUACAUUGCUUGAAGUCAAUGGAACAAGAUGUUCCAUGUAUUCAGAAGGAGUGUCUUGUCUCCUUCGAAGGGAUCGGGCUGAUAAGAAAUCCGAAGAAGCUACAUUUGUGAGCACGGAUAGUAUAAGGUUGACGGGAAGUGUGAAAUUUGAGGUUUUCAAUAAUGAUGAUCUUGUGCUCUCGGGGUUUUUAGAGAUGUCGAGUAGUAAUGGUUUUGUUGGGGAGUCUAAAAACAGUGAGAGGAGAUGGAACAUGAAUUGUGAAUCGGUGAUGAACGCUGGCACUGGUUUCCUGAAGGGUAAACAAAUUAUAGAUUCUGAAUCAUUAUCACCAACAGUUGAAGUCUUUAUUACUGGUUGCUUCUCCGGGACACCUAUCAUCUUGACCAAGAGUUUGCAGCUCAAUCACCGGAAGAAGCACAACAGGAAGGGUAUGUUACACUCAAUCCCGGAGCAUGAAACAGAUGAACAGCAGAAAGAUGUCUCGUCUGAACUUGAUCUGCAGGUUACAGAAUAUAGAAAGUAUGAACCAGAAAGCGAAGAAGACUACAGCAACAUGUAUUGGAGACAGAUGGAGUAUAUGGAUGGUGAAGAUGGGGAACUAUCCUGGUUCAAUGCUGGGGUCCGUGUUGGUGUAGGUAUCGGCCUUGGCAUUUGCGUAGGAGUUGGAAUAGGAGUUGGCCUGUUAGUCCGCACCUACCAGACUACUACGCGGAACUUCAGAAGGCUUGUGUGAUUAUGUAGCGAUAGCUGCAUUUGUUUUUUGCAUAAACCAAACGGCUAACAACAGAUAUAUGCUUGUCUUGAGAGUGUGAAUUCUGCUCGUUAGACAGUUUCAGUGUAGCUAACCGUCAUACAUUUUCGUGUAAACUUUCUUUCUGCUAGCUUUUCGUCUUCCCUUGCCCCGUCCCCGUGUUAAGUCUCUUUGUACCCCCUUGUUAUUUUGGAUUUAGGUGUGCAACUUCUUACAGUUGUAGAUGUUCCAUUCUGAUGCUGAGAUGUGUCCAAGGCUGCAAAAAUUAUAUGAUCAUUUGGUAUAGUGUUUGUGUUAAGCUUUUUGGGCUAGUA